Meyerozyma guilliermondii ATCC 6260 is the source of this 984-nucleotide messenger RNA. RefSeq names its product saccharopine dehydrogenase (NADP+, L-glutamate-forming) (gene LYS9). The record is from RefSeq and is a predicted model, not a curated record. Gene Ontology annotation, molecular function: saccharopine dehydrogenase activity. Gene Ontology annotation, cellular component: cytoplasm. NCBI's taxonomy places the organism in Eukaryota, Fungi, Ascomycota, Pichiomycetes, Serinales, Debaryomycetaceae. The transcript has a single exon. Bases 1 to 984 code for a protein of 327 amino acids.
AUGAACGAAAUUGGUUUGGACCCUGGUAUCGACCACUUGUAUGCUGUCAAGACAAUUGAAGAGGUACAUGCUCAGGGUGGUAAGAUUAAGCUGUUCUUGUCUUACUGUGGUGGACUUCCUGCUCCAGAGUGUUCGGACAAUCCUUUGGGUUACAAGUUCUCUUGGUCAUCUCGUGGAGUUUUGUUGGCUCUCAGAAACGCUGCCAGUUACUGGCAAGACGGCAAGGUUGUGGAUGUCAAAUCUGAAGACUUGAUGGCUACUGCUAAGCCAUAUUUCAUCUACCCUGGUUUCGCAUUUGUGUGUUACCCAAACCGUGAUUCCACCACCUAUAAGCAAUUGUACAACAUUCCUGAAGCCGAAACCGUCAUCAGAGGUACUUUAAGAUUCCAAGGAUUCCCUGAAUUCAUCAAGGUUUUCGUGGACCUUGGGUUCUUGAAGGACUCACCAAAUGACGCUUUUUCCAAGGCAGUUCCAUGGAAAGAUGCUUUUGCCAAGUUGAUCGGUGCCUCGUCGUCUUCUGAGGAAGCUCUCGUGGCCAAGAUUUCCGAGUUGGCUACUUUCAAGAGCGAAGAUGACAAAACCAGAAUUCUUUCGGGAUUGAAAUGGUUGGGUCUUUUCUCCGACAAGAACAUCACUCCAAAGGGUAAUCCUCUCGACACUUUGUGUGCUACUUUGGAGGAGUUGAUGCAAUACGAACAAGGUGAAAGAGACUUGGUUUGCUUGCAACACAAGUUUGGAAUCGAAUGGGCUGAUGGAACCACCGAGACCAGAACUUCCACUUUGGUCGAUUAUGGUGAUGUCAAUGGAUACUCUUCCAUGGCUAAAUUGGUGGGUGUUCCUUGUGCGGUUGCAACACAGCAGAUUCUCGAUGGAACCUUGAAUAAGGUUGGAUUGUUGGCUCCUAUGUCGUCUGAAAUCAACGACCCAAUCAUGAAGACGUUGAAGGAAAAGUACAACAUCUACUUGGUUGAAAAGACUGUUUAG